AUGUAUCUACAUAAGGACAAGAGACCCAAAAGAUUCAACCCUAAAAGAACACAUACAUUGACGCAUCUCGCGGAUAAUGGCGGACAGAGAUACAUACCUGAAUACAAGUUUGAGCAAAAGAAAAAUAGGCUCGUAUCGACCGGAGCUUGCAGAUGCAGAGAUUCAGCGGAGAAAAGGAAGAAACCCUAG
Arabidopsis lyrata subsp. lyrata is the source of this 189-nucleotide messenger RNA. RefSeq lists its product as uncharacterized. The record is from RefSeq and is a predicted model, not a curated record. NCBI's taxonomy places the organism in Eukaryota, Viridiplantae, Streptophyta, Magnoliopsida, Brassicales, Brassicaceae.